AGUAUCAUUAAGUUUUCUAUUGUGAACAACCUUACUAUGGAGGCGCUAGAUAGCUAUCAUAUGAUGCUCUCUCUUGCUGAAUCGUUUUCUACUCCAUUUGUGAUUAAGGCAAUCAUCAAACUGGGAAUACCCAAUAUUCUGGCGAAGUCGGACAAGCCAAUCCACGUUGAUGAGAUAUGUACCAUUCUCCAAGCUGCAACAGGCCAGGCUCACAACUCGGAAAUUGUCCGAAGGCUCAUGCAAUCUCUUUGCAGGAAGAACAUAUUUGAAGAGCAGCCCGCUGGAGUCUUUGGGCACAACUCUCUAUCGCGCUGGCUCAUAGACGGCACUCCAAAAUCGUUCGCAUCCUUAUUCCUGUUGACAACCUCAGAGGCAGGGCAAGCUGCUUGGCACCAUCUGCACGAACUGGCUUUGGAAGGGACUUCGUCUUCAACUUCUGCAUUUGCUAAGGCUCAUGGGAAAAGCAUCUUUGAAUUUGCUGCGAACGACCCUGUUUUUGCAGACUUAUGGUUCGGAUUUCUUAAUAGCUUUGGUCACAUCAUCAUCAACGGGGUGCUGGAAGGCUACGAUGGUUUCCAAAGCGUUGCUCAAGUUCUUGUAGAUGUUGGAGGGGGCACUGGCCUAAGUGUGUCAAAGAUUGUGCAAGCCUUUCCACACAUCAAGGGAGUGAACUUUGAUCUUCCACAUACAAUUGCAAGUGGCACUCAAAACUUUCCAGGAGUAGAACAUAUUGCUGGGGACAUGUUUGAGUCCGUUCCAAAAGGGGAUGCGAUAUACAUGCAGAAUCUGCAGAAAGUUUUGCACAAUUGGAACGACGAAAAGGCUAAAGCUGUACUCAAAAACUGCUACAAUGCACUGCCAGUCGGUGGGAAAAUCAUAAUCGUGGACCAUAUAUUCGAUCCACAUCAGAAGACAGUCAUCGAUCAAGACCUGGGGAUGCUAGUUUUCACUGGAGGGAAGCAGAGGAGUGCAAGCGAGUGGAGAGAGCUGCUCGCAUCGCAAGGUUUCUCAAACGUCAACUUCAAACCUCUCCCCGCAGUCAAGUUUCAAGCUGUCAUCGAGGCAUUCAAGUGAGAAAGACCUCUGCAUAAUGGAGAAAGUCUCACUGUCAGCAUCUUAUGGCCACCCAUAAAAAAAAAAAAAAAAAAUUUCUGUAAGAGAUAAUACCCAUCUCUAAUAAGAAUCCUGCUUCUCUAA
This is a messenger RNA of Selaginella moellendorffii, 1197 nucleotides long. Its product is annotated as desmethylxanthohumol 6'-O-methyltransferase. The coding region runs from base 37 to 1074 and encodes 345 amino acids. NCBI's taxonomy places the organism in Eukaryota, Viridiplantae, Streptophyta, Lycopodiopsida, Selaginellales, Selaginellaceae. The transcript is spliced from 3 exons. Gene Ontology annotation, molecular function: S-adenosylmethionine-dependent methyltransferase activity; O-methyltransferase activity; protein dimerization activity. Gene Ontology annotation, biological process: methylation. The record is from RefSeq and is a predicted model, not a curated record.